AUGUUCCGCGUCUCCCUCUCAAAGUCCCUGGCCCCCGCUGCCUCCCGCGCGAGCAGGCUCGCCACGCGCCCUGUUAUUGCCCGCGCGUAUCACGAGAAAGUCAUCUCUCACUAUGAGCAGCCUAGAAACGUCGGCUCGCUCCCCAAGAAUGACAAGGAUGUUGGAACUGGCCUCGUCGGUGCCCCUGCCUGCGGCGAUGUCAUGAAGCUCCAAAUUCGCGUCGACGAGAACGGCAUCAUCUCCGACGUCAAGUUCAAAACCUUUGGCUGUGGCUCGGCCAUCGCGUCGUCGUCGUACAUGACGGAGCGGGUUAAGGGGCUCUCGUUGGAGGACGCGGAGAAGAUUAAAAACACGGAGAUCGCUAAGGAGUUGUGCUUGCCCCCCGUCAAGCUCCACUGCUCGAUGCUCGCCGAGGACGCCAUUCGCUCGGCCAUUCGCGACUACCGCAAAAAGCGGAGCACGUCGGCCAACCCGAAAAAGGCUGGUUUCAUCGACGUGUCACAAAGCGCGGCCACCGGCGAGACUGUCGCCACCGCGCAUCCACCAUCGUCGUAG
Messenger RNA from Epithele typhae, 555 nucleotides. Its product is annotated as FeS cluster assembly scaffold IscU. Lineage: Eukaryota; Fungi; Basidiomycota; Agaricomycetes; Polyporales; Epitheliaceae. Gene Ontology annotation, cellular component: cytoplasm; mitochondrial matrix. The record is from RefSeq and is a predicted model, not a curated record. Gene Ontology annotation, biological process: iron-sulfur cluster assembly; intracellular iron ion homeostasis. The coding region runs from base 1 to 555 and encodes 184 amino acids. The transcript has 4 exons. Gene Ontology annotation, molecular function: 2 iron, 2 sulfur cluster binding; ferrous iron binding.